Messenger RNA from Acanthosepion pharaonis, 591 nucleotides. Lineage: Eukaryota; Metazoa; Mollusca; Cephalopoda; Sepiida; Sepiidae. The record is from the annotation of a GenBank genome assembly.
AUGUCACACUUUCUUUUUUUCUUCUUCUAUUUAACGCCUUACAUAAGGCGUGUCACUAAAACAGAAUCUAUCUAUCUAUCUAUCUAUCUAUCUAUCUAUCUAUCUAUCUAUCUAUCUAUCACCCCAUUUCUUUCUUUCUUUCUGUCUCUUUUUUGGUUGCUUGUUCCUUUCUUUCUCGGUCCAUUAUUUCAUUAUCUGCUUCUUUCUUUCUUUCUUUCUUUCACAAUCCACUUUUUCUUUAUCUGUGUGUUUCUUACAUUUUUUCUUUCUUUAUCUAUCUAUCUCUCUCUCUCUCUAUCUAUCUAUCUAUCUAUCUAUCUAUCUAUCUAUCUCAGCCCAUUUCUUUCUUUCUUUGCUUGUUUAUUAAUUUCUUUCUUUAUUCAUUUAUUGGAUUGUUUGAUUGUUUCUUUCUUUCUCUGUCCCUUUGUUUCUUUAUCUGUAUGUUUCUUACAUUCUUUCUGUCUUUCUUUCUUUCUUUCUUUCUUUAUCUAUCUAUCUAUCUAUCUAUCUAUCUAUCUAUCUCAGCCCAUCCCUUUGUUUCUUUCUUUAUCCAUUUGUUUCUUUAUCUCUAUGUUAUUAGAUUUGAGAUAG